CUGGGAAAGUCAGGUUUUUUAGCUGCAUUUUCGUUGAUCUUCUUGUCGGAGAUUGGCGACAAGACUUUCUUCAUCGCAGCGCUGCUUGCUAUGAAAAUUGGGAAAUGGAUGUCGUUCUUCGGGAGCGUCAGCGCGCUGGCGGUGAUGACCGUCAUCUCUGUCAGCAUCGGCGCAAUCUUUUCGCGCGUCCCUGAUGCACUCAAAAGCUCCAUCCCGGUGGGGGAGCUGGCUGGCAUCGCGCUGCUUGUCUUCUUCGGCGUGAAGACGCUGAGGGAUGGCCUGUCUCAGCCCGCGGACGGAGCCUCCGCGUCGGACGAGGAGCUAGCGGACGCAGAGACUGCCGUUCAGCAGGUGGAAGGUGGCAAGGCGCAGCGGAGAUCAGCACUGGCCGUGUUCAUUGAGGUGGCCACGCUUAUCUUCCUGGCGGAGUGGGGGGACAGGUCUAUGCUGGCGACCAUAGCACUGGGUGCAGCGCAGAACCCCGUGGGCGUGGCGAUUGGCGCCAUUGGCGGUCAUGCGGCUGCCACAGGCAUUGCAGUGCUGGGUGGUGGGAUUGCCUCCAAGUACGUCAGCGAGCGCACCGUGAACAUUGUCAGCGGCGUGCUUUUCUUGCUUUUCGCGGCCGCAACGGCGUUCAGCAUGUUCUGA
Molecule: messenger RNA, 648 nt
Organism: Volvox carteri f. nagariensis
Lineage: Eukaryota; Viridiplantae; Chlorophyta; Chlorophyceae; Chlamydomonadales; Volvocaceae
Exons: 3
Biological process (GO): Golgi calcium ion homeostasis; calcium ion transmembrane transport; manganese ion transmembrane transport
Cellular component (GO): chloroplast; Golgi apparatus
Molecular function (GO): manganese ion transmembrane transporter activity; calcium ion transmembrane transporter activity
Source: RefSeq, a predicted model, not a curated record